Molecule: messenger RNA, 8136 nt
Organism: Cololabis saira (Pacific saury)
Lineage: Eukaryota; Metazoa; Chordata; Actinopteri; Beloniformes; Belonidae
Gene: nrxn2b
Product: neurexin 2b
Exons: 23
Coding region: 945-5975 (1676 amino acids)
Source: RefSeq, a predicted model, not a curated record
GGCCCCGCAUACCAUUGCGGAGCGUUUUGCUUUGAAAGAACAUCAUCUGAAGUCCUAUUUCCUGCCUUGUGGCUGGCUUGACGGCAGGAGCGCAGGUGGAGCGUCUCGGGUAGGACCGUUCACAUCUGUCUUGGAGGAGAGAGGGGGGGAGAAAACCUGGUCUGCUCAAGACUGGAUAAAAAAAUAAAAAAUACGCACAUGAACGUUAACUCUUCCAGGCUCUACCCAGGGAUAUUUACAAGCCCCAAGUCUGGAGAAGAAAGGGAUUGCCACAGAAAAAGAAGUUGCUGCCUGCCACGAUGAUCGUUGUGCCCAAAGCUGUAUAAAUCGUCACAUUACAUCCAGUUUUGGCAAAGAAUGGAUCCAUUAUGAAAUGAAAGGAUUGGAUGUUCCAAGAGACACCAGAAACCUCCAUUACCCAUAGACUCUACUGCUCCCCCUCUGUUUUCUCCAGCUUGCACUCCUGUCAAAGAUCACAAGAUCAGACUUCCCAGAAGCAUUUGGCAGUAGCUGAAAUUUCUUGGAAACAGGGCUUUUACAGACAAACAGUCUGUUUUUGAUUUAGAAUACGGCUCUUCAAAAAGAUUUAAAAAAAAAACAAGCAAACAAAAACACCUGCUGUGUUGAAAUUAUUAUACCCUCUCCCACCUCCCUUUUUACUCUUCUGCAAUUCAUCUUUCCCAGAGGUACCAACUGAUGGAGGUGCAAAGGAGAGAGUCAGGAUAAAGACAGAAACGGCAGUGGAGAGUAGAUGAAAAUUUGCUCGUUCAGAAAGGGGCUCCCUUGAGGAUUACAUUUCCAUUGAAUCUUGAAUCUGAACAUUUUAAAACAAUUUUGGUGUACAUUUAAAACCUUAUAUCCAGCAUCAAGCUAGGCCUUAGCUCUGUGACCCAUUAGCCGUCAAAAGGAUCUAGUAGACAUAGGAAAUCUUUGCCUCUUUUAGUAUGACGAGGGGGUUAAGAUUACUGGGUUGGCCCCUGUGGCCUCUUGUCCUUUUCAACAUGCUCACUACGGUGAAGAUGCUGGAAUUUGGCGGGGCGCCAGGUCAGUAUGCUCGUUAUGGGCGCUGGGAAGCUGGAUCCGUGGGGGAGCUGAGCUUCAGUCUCAAGUCAAACGUCAGCCAAGCCUUGGUACUCUACCUGGAUGACGGCGGGAACUGUGACUUUUUGGAACUGUUGAUUGCUGGUGGUCGCCUUCAGUUGCGUUUUGCCAUCCAUUGUGCUGAACCUGCCACAGUGCACAUGGAGACCCGGGUGAAUGACGACCGCUGGCACAUGGUCUUGCUCACCCGCAACUUUCGCGAGACCCUGCUUAUGGUAGAUGGGGAGACAAAAGUGGCCGAGGUUAGGUCGAAGAGGAAAGAAAUGGCUGUGGUCAGUGAUUUGUUUGUGGGUGGAAUCCCACCUGAUGUCCGCCUCUCUGCACUAACAUCAAGUACUGUCAAGUAUGAGCCACCUUUCCAGGGAUGGAUCUCCAAUCUGAAGGUUGGAGAGAUGCCUCCAACUUUGUUAAAUAGCCAGGGCAUUCAGAGUGACUUGGAGUACCUCUGCACCAAACAGAACCCAUGCUUCAAUGGAGGGUUUUGUUCUGUUCAAUAUGGAGAAGUUCACUGUGACUGCACCCACACCCGCUUCAAGGGGAAGUACUGCAAGGAAGUUGAAGAGUAUGCUGCUGAAGGUCUGGCGCACCUGACGUUAAACGACCAAGGAGACUCAUCUCCCGUUGGUAAGGAAGAAUCGGUCGCUACCUUCAAAGGCAACGAGUUCUUCUGCUACGACUUGUCCCUGACACCCAUCCAGAGCAGCACUGAUGAGAUCACGCUUUCGUUCCGAACGCUGCAGCGCAACGGGCUCAUGCUGCACACUGGUAAAUCGGCAGACUAUGUGAACCUUUCUUUGAAGAGUGGCGCGGUCUGGCUGGUCAUCAACCUGGGUUCCGGGGCCUUUGAGGCCCUUGUGGAGCCUGUCAAUGGCAAGUUCAAUGACAACGCCUGGCAUGAUGUACGCGUCACCCGCAACCUGCGCCAGCACGCAGGCAUUGGACACGCUAUGGUGACCAUCUCAGUUGAUGGUAUUUUGACCACCACUGGUUACACCCAGGAGGACUACACCAUGUUGGGUUCUGAUGACUUCUUUUACAUUGGAGGGAGCCCCAACACCGCAGACCUGCCUGGAUCACCAGUCAGCAACAACUUCAUGGGCUGCCUUAAAGAUGUGGUCUACAAGAACAAUGAUUUUAAGCUGGAGCUCUCCCGACUGGCCAUCGAGCGUGACCCUAAAAUCACGCUGAAUGGUGACCUGGUAUUCCGCUGUGAGGACGUCGCGGCUUUGGAUCCCGUAACCUUCGAGACCCCCGAUUCCUAUAUCUCUCUGCCCAAGUGGAACACCAAAAAGACGGGAUCGAUCUCUUUCGACUUUCGUACCACGGAGCCCAGUGGCUUGUUGCUAUUCAGCCAUGGUCGUCCUCAAGGUCCUAAAGAGCAGAAGCCUGGAAGGGAGCUGAAGACUGAUUACUUUGCCAUGGAACUUCUGGAUGGUUAUUUGUACCUGCUGAUCGAUAUGGGCUCCGGCAAGACAAAGCUGAGAGCCAGCAACAAGAAGGUCAAUGAUGGAGAAUGGUGCCAUGUGGAUUUCCAGAGGGAAGGGAGGAAAGGGUCAAUCUCCGUCAACAGCCGCAGCCUGCCCUUCAGCUCCCCGGAGGGCAGUGAAAUCCUGGACCUGGAUAGUGACAUGUUCUUGGGUGGGCUGCCCGAGUCUAAGUCCGAGCUCAUCUUGCCGCCAGAGGUUUGGACAGCGCUGCUCAACUACGGCUACGUCGGCUGCGUCCGAGACCUCUUCAUCGACGGCAAGAGCCGCGACGUCCGCCGCCUGGCAGAGAUCCAGAGUGCUCUGGGCGUCAGCAGCUUCUGCACCCGCGAGCUGCAGAAACGAUGCAGCAGCGCCCCCUGUGGAAACGCUGGUCUGUGCAAAGAGGGCUGGAACCGGUACAUAUGCGAUUGCACUGGUACUGGCUACCUGGGCACCAACUGUGAGAUAGAAGCGACAGUCCUCAGUUACGACGGCAGCAUGUACCUGAAGAUCAUCAUGCCGGUCACCAUGCACACGGAGGCUGAGGACGUGGCGCUGCGCUUCAUGUCCCAGCGGGCCUACGGCCUGCUCAUGGCCACCACCUCCAAGGAGUCGGCAGACACCCUGCGGCUGGAGCUGGACGGAGGCCGCGUCAAACUCACCGUUAACCUGGAUUGUAUCAGGAUAGACUGUAGCCUCAGCAAAGGACCUGAAACACUCUUCGCGGGGCAGAAGCUGAACGACAACGAGUGGCACACGGUAAAGGUGGUGCGGAGAGGCAAGAGCCUGCAGAUGUCUGUGGACAACGUAACAGUUGAAGGCCAGAUGACUGGCGCCCACACGCGUCUGGAGUUCCACAACAUUGAGACGGGCAUCAUGACUGAGCGUCGCUUCAUAUCCGUGGUGCCGUCCAACUUCAUCGGCCACCUCCAGGGCUUGAGCUUCAACAGCGUGCCAUAUGUGGACCAGUGCAAAAACGGGGACAUCUCCUACUGCGAGCUGAAUGCUCGCUUCGGCAUGCGUCACAUCAUUGCAGAUCCGGUGACGUUUCGAACGAAAGGCAGCUACUUGGCACUAGCCACGUUACAAGCUUACGCCUCCAUGCACCUCUUCUUUCAGUUCAAAACCACCACGCCUGACGGCCUGAUGCUCUUCAACUCUGGAGACGGGAGCGACUUUAUAGUUGUGGAACUGGUGAAGGGGUAUGUCCACUACGUGUUUGAUCUCGGCAAUGGCCCGUCGUUGAUGAAGGGGAAUUCUGACAAACCACUCAAUGACAACCAGUGGCACAACGUGGUGGUGUCCCGGGAUGCCAACAACGUACAUACACUCAAAAUCGACUCGCGCACCGUCACUCAGCACUCCAAUGGAGCUCGUAACCUGGACCUCAAAGGGGAGCUGUACAUCGGUGGCGUGACGAAAAACAUGUACAGCAAUCUGCCCAAACUGAUUGCAUCCCGGGACGGGUACCAGGGGUGUCUGGCCUCUGUGGACCUGAACGGGAGACUCCCUGACCUGAUCGCAGAUGCCCUCCACAGGGUGGGCCAGGUGGAACGAGGCUGUGAUGGACCCAGUACCACCUGUACGGAGGAAUCCUGCUAUCAUCAGGGGGUGUGUCUCCAGCAGUGGGAGGGCUUCACCUGCGACUGCACCAUGACGUCCUACGGAGGCGCGUUCUGCAACGAUCCUGGGACAACCUACAUCUUCGGGCGAGGCGGAGCCCUCAUCACAUACACCUGGCCACCCAACGACCGGCCGAGCACACGGGCAGACCGGCUGGCAGUGGGCUUCAGCACGCAGCUGAAGGAAGCAAUUCUGGUCAGGGUGGAGAGUGCCAAAGGACUGGGAGAUUACCUGGAGCUGCACAUAGAGCGGGGAAAGAUCGGUGUGAUCUUCAACGUGGGAACGGACGACAUAACUAUCGAGGAGAGUGCUGUCAUGGUGAGCGACGGCAAAUACCAUGUAGUGCGAUUUACGCGCAGUGGUGGUAACGCCACAUUACAGGUGGACAACCAGCCUGUCAUCGAACGUUUCCCCUCAGGGAACUUUGAUAAUGACCGCCUGGCUAUUGCUAGACAAAGAAUCCCAUACCGACUUGGUCGGGUAGUUGACGAGUGGCUACUCGACAAAGGUCGGCAGCUGACCAUCUUCAACAGCCAGGCGUUCAUCAAAAUCGGUGGUGGAGAGAAGGGCCGCCACUUCCAGGGCCAGAUCUCAGGCCUGUACUACAACGGCCUGCAGGUGCUCAAGCUAGCAGCUGAGGGCGACCCCAACGUCCAGACCCACGGCAAUCUGCGACUGGUGGGGGAUGUGCCCUCAGUGCUGAGUACCGACACCACUUCCACCACCCCGCUGGCUGAUAUGUCCACCACCAUCAUGGAGACAACCACCACCAUGGCUACGACUACCACACGCAAACAACGCUCGCCUACCAUGAGGGACAGUGUCACGCAGAAUGCAGAUGACAUCUUAGUUGCUUCGGCUGAAUGCCCUAGUGAUGAUGAAGAUUUGGAGGAGUGUGAGCCUGGAAAUGGAGGUGAAUUAGUGUUGCCCAUAAUUACAGUGGAUUCCCUAGACCCCCCAUCAAUUGCCACCCGCUACCCGGUAAUCCCCCCGCCCCCCACCACGUUCCACCCCUUCCUGACCCUGCUCGAAACCACCAAAGAGUCGUCCCCCCCGGCCCACGGCCGGGCCCCCUGCCCCCUGGACCAGGAGGACUGCGAGGAGGCCAUUGAGGUGUCGGCCUACGGCUCGGGGGAGAUGACGGAGACGGACGACGAAGACUAUUACAAAAACUCCCCCCUAGUCACCGACAGGACUGUCCUCCCUCCCCCCCCUGCGGCCGAGGGUGGAGUCCAGAACCCCCGAGACCGCCACUCCUCCCGCCACCCCGUCUCCCACCGGCCCGCCCAGUCCUCCACCCCCACGGCCAACCCCGAGCAGCUCAGUCCGCACAUCAAGCAAGCCGGCGGCGGCAGCAGCGGUAGCAACAACAUCCCGGCCGGGAAAAUGAACACCCGGGACCAGGUGCUGCUGCCACCGGCCCACCCGUCCCCGGACCCCGGCCACCGCAGAACCCCGGGGAUAACCUACCCUCCUAACUUUCCCCAUGUUCCCACUCCAGACCCCACGUCCCCCGUCGCCGUGGAGGUGCAGCAGUCCAGCAGCACCACCGGCAUGGUGGUGGGCAUCGUGGCGGCGGCCGCCCUCUGCAUCCUCAUCCUGCUCUACGCCAUGUACAAGUACCGCAACCGCGACGAGGGCUCCUACCAGGUGGACCAGAGCCGCAACUACAUCAGCAACUCGGCCACGCAGAGCAACGGCGCUCUGGUGAAGGAGAAACAGCCCAGCACUGCCAAGCCCGUCACCAAGAGCAAGAAGAACAAGGACAAGGAGUACUACGUCUGAGGGGGACGCCACGGCCGCGCAGAGACACACGGCAGACACACGUAGAAAAGGAAAGAAACACGAGAGAAAGAGAGAGAAGUUAGUCCACGGAGAACAGCAACUAUAACAUUGUGGCGAAUUUAUUUUAAACUCAGUAUUGUCAAGUUCUGGUAGUUGUGUGUGUUACCAUUAACACUCUACUAAGAGGGGAGCAGCACAUUCAGACGGCACCGUUGACAUACCUCUUUACACACCUUUAUGCACCGCAUUGAUCUGGAUAAAUCGUGAAUUAAAGUUAACCUGAACGGCUGUUAACACCUCGUACCGCAGCGCAUACUGUGCCAACAACCAUGUAGGUAACGCUGAUGAAACAGUGGUACGUGGGUUAGCAUUUUACAGUCUACGUAAUACCAUGACUACUUUCUGAAAGCAUAACUAACAGUAUUUGUGUCAAGGUUUAUGCUUCGUUCUGAGGGAAGCUCAUCACCUUAGAAAGUAUCAGCCAAUUAUUAUCUCAGUAGGCUCAAAUAAAAACUUGGAAUCCCUCUUUCAAAAAAAAAAAAAAAAAGAAAAAACCACUGCCAGCUUCCAGAAAUCCUCCAUGAAUCUCAACUCUCACAGCUGUAUGUAUUCAAGUGUCUGGGUAUCUCUCUCCCUUCCUCUCAUCCGCUGCUGCUCUGUUUCUCUUCUUAUCUACAGUGCUCGGCAGCUGAUGCAAUAUUAGCUCCGCUGCGUUUCAAGCAUGUAGUAUUCAUUUACAAAAACAAGAUACGAGUUUUUCUUUCCGUGGAGUUUGAAAAAAAAAAAAAAAAAAAAAGAAAAAAAGAUGCUGAUUGAUAAUUAUAAACAACGUUAAACGUAGCAAAUAUGUGAGAUACCACCACUCCAACCUGAUGGAUGCUAACAUGUACGUUUAGCUGCCAAAACCUUGAGGCCAAAACCCCCCGCGGUCGUCCUUUGUUCCAGAGAGACGCGUCUCUGGGGCGUCGAUGCGCCCCCUGUUGGUCCUGGAGAGAAACUGUCACGUCCUUACAGUUACUAAUCACCAUCAAGCAGAACCAACGUCAGCAAACCAGAGGAACUCUGUCCUGUAUCAUUAUAAAUAUAUGUAUAGACGUUGCAGAAACUUACGGACCUAAAUCCUGAGCAAGUCUAUCAGUGAGUUUUGCUGAAAUGCCCAGCGAAGAUGGACUUUAGGAUUUUUGACCUCUGAAGAAUCUGACCCCUCUAAUUGCAGCCUGUUCUUCAGACCCGCCCCCCCCCCUCUCGUGAACAGAAUGGCUGAUGAAAUGCUUCGCUGCAAGAGUCAUUAUGGUUUGUGGUUCUUUUUUUUUUUUUUUCUUUAAUUCUUAUCUCUGAAGAAAUGACAUUUUAGUUUAAUACUGAAUUCAUUCUUGCUGGAGUUCCACUGUGGAGAGAGUUAUCUUGCAGCUGAAAUGCAACUUUGUCCCUUGCCCUUCUCUUGCCUGACUGGACUGGUUGCAGCCAAUAGGCAAAGCUAUCGUCGUGGCAAGAGCACAUGAGUAAAAGGUGAACAGCAGUUCCCUGGAAGAUGUACAACUGAACUCUAGUAUUCAAAUUUUCUCAACUCUAUUAAAAAAAGAAAACUGAACCAUGAAAAGAAUAUUCCUGUGAAAUGUCUAAAUAUUUGACUCAUUCCAUUACUAAGAGAAAUGUGUUUUCCCUAAUAUCAUUCCUGUUUGAAAAAAGAAAAAGACAAUACUUCUGGGAAAAUAUUUUGUUUUAGUAACUGAGCAAAUGUGAUUUGGGUUAUAAACAUUUAACAACACAUUCUCCUCUAAAGGAGAUACAUUCUUCUUUUAUUCCAUCCUCCAUCUGUUAUCUUAAUUCUUUUUUUAAUUAUUAUUUCUUCUUUUUUUCUGUCCUGCAUCUAUUCCCUGUAUGGCAAAUUGUAUGUUUCAUAUCCUGUGGAGAAAGCGAGCUCUGUCUAGCCUCCAGCUUUUGUUUUGUAUCUCUUACUAUCCGUCUGGCGAGGGAUGCGAUGGCGGCCCUCCUAGCGUCGUGCGGCGUCAUUUUACUCUCCUCCCACGUUUGUCCUUUUUUUUCUCUUUUUCCAUCCUAAGCAUACGCCUCCCAGUAUCUUCCUGUUCUUUCUAAAUGUUAUUGUAAAGUGUUCCAGUGAGAUGACUCUAAAUAUGUGUACAUUAACAGAGGGAAUACA